Molecule: messenger RNA, 528 nt
Organism: Enterobius vermicularis (human pinworm)
Lineage: Eukaryota; Metazoa; Nematoda; Chromadorea; Rhabditida; Oxyuridae
Source: the annotation of a GenBank genome assembly
AUGGAGCCAAUGUACUUAAUUGCUUUAGAACGACGAAACUUGUAUGAUAGUGAUGUUGUAGCCUUUACGUAUUAUGUAGUUCAUUUUAAUUACCGAGGAAUUUUUCCUCAUCGCUGUGCUCUCCUUGAAGUUCUCGGGGCAGAAGUAUUGGACGGAGACGUAAGAGAUGGGGCGUCAACAAUGACAGACUUGGCGUCUAUCAGCGUGCUACUUAGUCAGACGCUGCAACCGGAUUCGUCAGUUCGUCGUAAUGCUGAGGCACAGUUGGGUUUUGGGAACAGUAUGAUACGUCUAGCGGUAAAUGCUGAAACGCCGCCCGAAAUUAGAUUAGCAGCUGCAGUUAACCUGAAAAAUUUUGUUAAGAAGAACUGGAAUAAAGAAAACUGUGAGGUAGAAAUACCCGAUGCUGAUCGGGUGUUACUCAGACAAGAUGUGUUGCACUGCAUGUAUGUUGCUUCGGGUUGGUGCGCAUACUAUUGCUUAUUACGCCUGGAAGUUCUGGUCCUCACCUUUACGCUAAACCAGUGA